AGUAAUUAUAGUUGGUUAAUUUUAACCUUUGGUGGUUUUGGUUACAUGACGGUGCACCCUCCAAAAGUCGCAAAAAGCAACCGCACCGUGCCCCCAUGGCUUAGUGAGGAAGGAGGAAGAAAGUCUUUUUGGCUCCAUUUCCUCCUGGAAACAUUCUUUUUGAAACCGGGUUGACUCAGUACAUCGUUCUGCGCAACAUAAUACACGCGGUAUAGCAUUUUCACAUAGCAACACACUUGCAACUCUCUUCUUCCGGUCUCCAAUGGCUUCCGAGGAACAGUUAUCUGCAAUCAAGCGCGCGAAAGUGCUCAUGGUUGGUGCCGGUGGUAUUGGCUGCGAGCUUCUGAAAACCCUCGCGCUUUCCGACUUUCAAGACGUACACAUUAUUGACAUGGACACAAUAGAAGUGAGUAAUUUAAACAGACAGUUUCUAUUUCGACAAUCUCAUGUUGGGCAAUCUAAGUCCAAAGUUGCUAGGGAUGCCGUCUUGAAAUUUAGGCCUGGAAUGAAAAUUACACCUUACCACGCAAAUGUUAAAGACACUCACUUCAAUGUGGAUUUCUUUAAACAAUUCAAUGUUGUUCUUAAUGGCCUUGACAAUCUAGAUGCUAGGCGACAUGUGAACCGACUUUGCUUGGCAGCCAAUGUUCCAUUGGUCGAAAGUGGGACUACUGGUUUCUUGGGACAGGUUACUGUGCAUGUGAAGGGCAAAACAGAGUGUUACGAGUGCCAACCUAAACCAGCUCCAAAAAUUUACCCUGUAUGCACAAUUACAAGCACUCCAUCCAAGUUUGUUCACUGCAUUGUAUGGGCAAAAGAUCUGCUUUUUGCAAAGCUUUUUGGGGACAAGAAUCAGGAAAGUGAUCUGAAUGUGCACUCUAGUGAUUCUUGUAGCUCAUCAGAACAUUUGGAAGAUAUUUUUGAAUGCAGACCAAAUGAGGACGUUGAACAAUAUGGGAAGAGAAUAUAUGACCAUGUUUUUGGCUACAACAUUAAGGUAGCAUUGUCAAAUGAAGAAGCAUGGAAGAAUCGUAACAAACCAAGGCCUACAUAA
Molecule: messenger RNA, 1054 nt
Organism: Ipomoea nil (Japanese morning glory)
Lineage: Eukaryota; Viridiplantae; Streptophyta; Magnoliopsida; Solanales; Convolvulaceae
Product: SUMO-activating enzyme subunit 2-like
Exons: 6
Coding region: 263-1054 (263 amino acids)
Biological process (GO): protein sumoylation
Cellular component (GO): cytoplasm; SUMO activating enzyme complex
Molecular function (GO): SUMO activating enzyme activity
Source: RefSeq, a predicted model, not a curated record